Harpegnathos saltator (Jerdon's jumping ant) is the source of this 1255-nucleotide messenger RNA. RefSeq names its product Tumor protein p53 inducible nuclear protein (gene TP53INP). Gene Ontology annotation, biological process: autophagosome assembly; positive regulation of DNA-templated transcription. Bases 194 to 916 code for a protein of 240 amino acids. NCBI's taxonomy places the organism in Eukaryota, Metazoa, Arthropoda, Insecta, Hymenoptera, Formicidae. The transcript has 4 exons. The record is from RefSeq and is a predicted model, not a curated record. Gene Ontology annotation, cellular component: nucleus; autophagosome.
GUAGACAACAAUGACGAUGUGACGACGAUGACGAUGACGAUGACAACGACGACGGCCACGAAGGCAACCUAGAAUUGUUACUGUAUUAAUCGUUCGCUUGUCACAACGUCGACUUCAACUGGAAGCGAGAGAACAAAACACAUCGGGACUUCUGUGUCUUCGCGUUAACGGCGUCAGACGGUAACGGGUCAAGAUGUUGGGCAGCUUGGUGAACUACCUGUUCGGAGGGAACUUCUCCGGUACAGAGGAUUCGCUCGAGGGUGAUCCCUUAACGUCUCGCUCGAUAAUGCGAAGGUUUAGGCAGAUGGAGGUCGAGGGCGAUGACUGGAUCCUCAUUAACCGAGCUGCUGAGGGCACGUCGGCGCUAGAGGAGUCGUGGUACGUAACACCACCCGCAUGCUUCACACAAGUCGGGCCCGUGAUCGUGGAGACAUCGCCUAUGGAGAACUUGCUGAUAGAGCAUCCUAGUAUGUCCGUCUAUCGUGCGACGACGUCUCAUGUCGCUCCCGACACUCCACCCCCCACGCCGGACACGGCGGAGGAACUUGAGGAGCCGGUUGGCAUCCUCUUAGUGCCGCUCGCUCUCAUGUCCUCCACGUCCACGCUAUCCACUUCGUCCACGUCUUUGGACUCCAGUCCAGACCGAAAUCGCAAUUCUGACCUCAACGAAUUUGCGCACAGAACCACUAUCCAUGAUGACAGACCGCUCAUGUCUGAAAGGAACGAUAAUAGAGUUAGGAUAACAAAUCAAUUCCGUUCCGCUCAAAAGGUGCUGCAGAAACGCUCGACUCAGAAGCUGAAGAAAGGCCGUCUGGAGAGAAGCAACAAAGUGCGGCAAAUCACAGGCAAACGUCUUCGUCGCCAGGACCGUUUGCGCAUUCAAAACAGUGGCGCAAACAACAACCGGAAAUGCUAGUCAUCCGAUCUCAGGCCAAGCUGUACUUAAACUUCUUCCUAAAAAAGUAAAAAAAGAAAAAAAAGAAACGCGACGACCAAGGCAACAAAUAAGCAAAGUUUCGUUGCAACGAUGAUCGGAAUAUACGGAGUUAGCUACUGAAGUACAAGUCACUGCAAGAAUCACAUGAAUACAAAGUAGAUGUCAUAACGUGACUUCGCUGUAAUGAGCUCAGUAUGAAUAGAUCCGAUGGAAUUCUCUGCAACGAGACUUUACUAUAAUCGUAAAUGCGUUUGUGUUCGCCGAAGUGUGCGAGCGAAUGGAAGUGUGUACAUUUGGUGAUUAGGAUUAGUUGAUAUA